UGUGUUCCGCUUAAAUAUUUCUAAGAAUGUAUCAGCAACGUAGUUGGAAAAAAAUCUCACAAUUUCCAAUUUUAGUUAUCAAUCAACAAUCUCAUUUGAAUUGAAGUUAUACGAAGAUAAUUUAAAGAAAAUUUUACAAUUUGACCAAAAAAUGGAGCUACUAUUUGUUGCCAUGUUGGCAUUUUUCCCCAUCGUGUCAGCGAACAGCGAAACCGAUUCAAACGACGACAAUUCACAACUCGAAGAUCCUGAGAGUAAUUGUACAACUAUCGAUUGCAUCCAUACUGAUGUAUAUAUUGGCUGGAUGUAUGAUCAUAUAUAUCCGAAGAGCUACGAAUGGAUCUUAAUUGCCAUGCAUUGUGUUGUGUUUGUCAUUGGCCUCGUGGGUAAUGCUCUGGUCUGCCUUGCCGUUUACAGGAACCAUACAAUGCGAACUGUCACUAACUACUUCAUAGUCAAUCUAGCCGUAGCCGAUCUACUUGUCAUAAUCGUCUGCCUACCGCCAACGAUCGUCUGGGAUAUUACGGAGACGUGGUUCUUGGGUCUCUUGCCCUGCAAAAUUAUUCUUUACUUACAGGUAAUUAAAAUGACUAAAGUUACUUAUUCUCAUGCUAACGACGUAUAG
Messenger RNA from Ceratosolen solmsi marchali, 625 nucleotides. RefSeq names its product orexin receptor type 2-like. The record is from RefSeq and is a predicted model, not a curated record. Gene Ontology annotation, cellular component: plasma membrane. Gene Ontology annotation, molecular function: orexin receptor activity. The transcript has a single exon. Gene Ontology annotation, biological process: G protein-coupled receptor signaling pathway; feeding behavior. The coding region runs from base 152 to 625 and encodes 157 amino acids. NCBI's taxonomy places the organism in Eukaryota, Metazoa, Arthropoda, Insecta, Hymenoptera, Agaonidae.